Messenger RNA from Owenia fusiformis, 1539 nucleotides. Lineage: Eukaryota; Metazoa; Annelida; Polychaeta; Sabellida; Oweniidae. The record is from the annotation of a GenBank genome assembly.
AUGGCCGAUGAGAAAAAUACACCAAAUAUUUAUACUUCUCCUGCAGUACAUCUACCAACUACUCAGCAACUGAGGGAGAUAUCUGCAGAUCUCGGAUUUAACCUCACUGAUGACCAACUCGAGCAGCACAGAGAAUACAUGAAAGGUAUCCAACAGCAAUAUCAGAUGUUAGAGGAACUGGUUGAACCCACACUGGAAGUUAAGUUCCCACGGACACCUGGUCAGAAACCAAGGCCUGAGGAAAAUCCGUAUAAUGCAUGGGCCCAGUGCUUAGAUAUUAAAGGAUCCGAAGAUGGCAAGUUGAAGGGUAAAACUGUUGCAAUUAAAGACAACAUUGCUGUAGCAGGCGUUCCUAUGACAAAUGGCAGUAAAACAUUUGAAGGAUACAUCCCUGAAUUUGACGCUACUGUUGUUACGAGAGUAUUAGAAGCAGGUGGUAGGAUUUUAGGGAAGGCCGUUUGUGAAGAUCUUUGUUUCACUUCCAAUAGUUUUACCUCUAUCAGUGGACCUGUUACAAAUCCACGAGACAACACAAGGACAACCGGGGGGUCCAGCUCCGGAUGUGCAGCUCUUGUUUCUGGUGGAGUGGUCGAUUUGGCAAUAGGUGGCGAUCAAGGAGGGUCCAUUAGGGUUCCAUCUAGCUGGUGUGGUAUAGUAGGUCUCAAACCAACAUACGGUUUAGUUCCUUACAGCGGUGCAUGCUCCAUUGAAACCACAAUAGAUCAUCUUGGUCCAAUGGCGAAGACAGUGGAUGACUGUGCUCUGUUAUUAGAAGUAUUGGCUGGGCAUGAUGGAUUCGACCCGCGACAAAGAGAAAUGGAUAUUCCUGAAUAUACUAAGCUAAUUGAUGGUGGCGUGAAAGAUUUGAAAAUAGGAUUUGUCGAGGAGGGAUUUGCCAUAUGUGAGUCUGAUGUCGUUAAUGUUGUCAAAGCAACGGCUGAAGUAUGGAGAAAAGCUGGUGCAACAGUAGAAGAUACCUCCAUUCCUAUGCAUACAUACGGAAAACCCAUAUCUUCAACGCAGGCUACUGAGGGAACAUAUCUUCAAGGAUUCAUAGGUGCGAAUAUUGGAAACAAGGGCUUCUAUCCAAACUCAAUGCUGGAACAUUUUAAAAAGCAUGUGAAGUUGAGACCAUACGAUUUACCACCGACCUAUCAAUCUAUGUGCCUUUGGGGAGAAUAUACAAAACGUAACUACCAGUCAAAACAUUACGGAAAGGCACAAAACUUGACUAUUGCAUUGACAGCUGCAUAUGACAAAGCAUUGGAAACGUAUGACGUCAUUGUGAUGCCAACGUUGCCAUACAAAGCGCCUAAAUUGCCAGAUGUCGAUGCUAAAUUAUCAGUGUUGCUUGACGAGGCAUCGAGUUUUACAACUAAUACAUUUCCAUUUGAUGCAACAGGGCACCCGGCCAUUUCCAUAAACGCUGGGUUUUCUGAAGGUUUGCCGAUAGGUGUCAUGAUUGUUGGCCGCCAUUACGAUGACGUCAUGAUUCUAAGAGUGGCCAAGGCAUUGGAGAGAAAUUUGACAAAUACAUGA